Molecule: messenger RNA, 1430 nt
Organism: Diuraphis noxia (Russian wheat aphid)
Lineage: Eukaryota; Metazoa; Arthropoda; Insecta; Hemiptera; Aphididae
Gene: Rab40
Product: RAS oncogene family member Rab40
Biological process (GO): intracellular signal transduction
Molecular function (GO): GTP binding; GTPase activity
Source: RefSeq, a predicted model, not a curated record
UUCGCGUUUUGUUUUUUAUUUUUUUAUAUCAUUCGCGCGAUUUCACAACGUCUUUACGGCGCCGCGAGCACGCAACCAUGCAACCAGCUGGUCACAAAACGGAUCGAUUAGUGUUAUCACUGUGUUGUCUCUGCUGGUGAGCUGCUCACUGCUGGCUGCUGUGCUGAUGUACGAAGUGCGGAUAACAAAAGGUUUGAGUUUUUGACWAGUGACAACACACUUAUUAUUUGGUGUAGUAUUCACUCUAGUAGUUCUGURCAGUGUGCGAUAUCCAUCACUUCAGAUAGUGCUCGUAUCUCUAGACCRCUAAAAAGCGAUACGUCACGUGUGCGUUCGAUCAAGUUUUUAUUAUCGUCCGUCUGCCUGACCUCACGUGCUCCGACCUGAUCGAAGUACCAGGGAUCCCGGUGGCCAUAAAACAUCCGCUGCCGAUGACGACUUGACGGGUACGCGACUCACCGAAUUUGGCAUGUCGCUUGACACCGACGGUUGUCCGCAGCAGAAAGAGUAUGAUUACCUACUGAAGUUCCUCUUGGUCGGUGACAGUGAUGUGGGCAAACAWGAGAUGCUCAACGAUCUCGAGGACGGAUCAUCUGAGUCACCAUAUUGCAGCGGAAGUGCAUACAAAACUACAAUUAUUCUCUUGGAUGGUAAACGAGUAAAAUUGCAACUAUGGGAUGCAUCAGGUCAAGGGCGUUUAUGCACAAUAAUCAGAUCUUAUUCAAGAGGAGCACAAGGUGUUUUGUUAGUUUAUGACAUAACUAAUAAAUGGUCAUUUGACGGAUUAGACAGAUGGUUAAAAGAAGUUGAAGAGCAUGCACCUGGAGUUCCAAAAGUGUUAGUUGGUAAUCGCUUGCAUUUGGCAUUUAAAAGACAAGUUAGUGUCAAAGAAGCAGAAUCCUAUGCCUCAAAACAUCAUAUGACUUUGUUUGAGGUCAGUCCACUCUGUGACUUUAACAUCAGAGAAAGUUUUAGUGAAUUAGCGAGGCGAGCAUUACAUAGAAAUGGAAUGGAAAGACUUUUGCGAUCAAACAAAGUAUUAAGCCUCCAAGAGUUGUGUUGCCGUGCUAUUGUAGCAAGAACUACCCAGUAUGGUAUAAACCAGUUGCCUCUACCUGUAACAAUUAAGUCACACUUAAAGUCAUAUGCAUUGACUAGUUUCUCAACUUUAUCUAUGUCAUUGCCACGUAAUGCUUCAGCAUCCAAAAAAAUUAAAUUGCCUUCCAACAAUACUGGAGUAUCACGACAACAUGGUCACCCUGCACACUCUGUAUCACAUCAUCAUCAUUUGAAAAAUACACCAUUAAGCAUUUCAACUUCAUACAUUACAAGAAACUCUUGUACAAUAUCAUGACUUAAAAUAUAACAUUAGUAACGAAUCCACUGAUUUGAAUUUAUUUAAAAAUGUUUAGUAAGUGUAUAUUUUAUGU